Messenger RNA from Anopheles funestus (African malaria mosquito), 2040 nucleotides. It is a transcript of the gene lms, whose product is annotated as ventral anterior homeobox 2. The record is from RefSeq and is a predicted model, not a curated record. The transcript is spliced from 2 exons. Gene Ontology annotation, molecular function: DNA binding; DNA-binding transcription factor activity, RNA polymerase II-specific. Lineage: Eukaryota; Metazoa; Arthropoda; Insecta; Diptera; Culicidae. Gene Ontology annotation, biological process: neuron differentiation; central nervous system development; regulation of DNA-templated transcription. Bases 400 to 1833 code for a protein of 477 amino acids.
UUUGUGCUCUACGUCUUCCCAUAUUCAAAUUCUCUUCAGGACCUUUCGCAACACACGAACAUCCUCGAUCGUCGGUGAUCGUACGACAAAAAAGCGUUCUGCUGCAUUCAAGCAAAACGUUUCACUAUUCCAUCUCACAGUCGGCCGUGGAAAACUCAUCGAAACGGACGUAGGAAAGUGCUCGAGAUCGUGUCGUACGUAACCCGCUGUUAUAUAUUUUGUGAAGUUUAACAAAUGUUUAUCAGUUCAAUAGAAGUAGUUUCGAAACGGUUCUGUAUGCUUCUGAAAAGUGCUUGAAUGAGUGUGUACUUGAGCGAAUAUCAGGAAAUGUGGUACAUUUAAACGCGUGGUGCCAUAUUCGUUUAAAAGCAGUGCUGUGUUACUAAUUACUACUGUACUAUGAACCAUCCUUCACUCGGUAAACCGCUUGUGACAUCAACCAUUACAACAGCGAUGGCAUCCACUUUUGCAACUUCAACACCCACCACUGUGCAUCACCAUGUCGAUCAUUCUGUAUCAACUAAUCGUGCAAAACAUAGUUUCUCGAUCGAGCAUCUGCUCGCCAAACCGGAUCGAGCUAGUGCAUCAUCCUCUUCCGGCGGCUGUUAUCGCGGAUUGGAUGAUCGUCUUGCUGUAUCCUUUUCUGCCCCCAUUCCCACCGUGUCUAAUGGAAUGGUUUAUCAGACAAUGGUAACACGAAGUUCUUCUGCGGCUGAUUUUUUGGGUGUUAGUAAAUCAGAACCAAACGUUAGCUCAUUCGACGAUCGACCACCGUCGGAACGGGCGGAAUCUUCCUCACCCGAAUCUAGCUGCAACGAUGACACAAUGGAUAACUGUUCGGAGAUUGCUUCCGAAGGAAGCGCUGGAGGUGGACUUACAACUCACGACGAUCGAAAGAAACGUCCACGAACCGCAUUCUCAGCGGCACAGAUUAAAGCACUGGAGACGGAAUUUGAGCGCGGGAAGUACCUGUCUGUCGCCAAACGAACGGCACUAGCUAAGCAGCUGCAUCUAACCGAAACACAGAUAAAGAUCUGGUUCCAAAACCGGCGCACCAAGUGGAAACGCAAAUAUACAGCCGAUGUAGAGUCACUGGCUUCACAUUACUACUCCCAGCUUGGUAUUGGUAGCUUUGCCCGUCCGAUGGUCGUCGGGGAUCGGUUGUGGCUGUUCAGCCAAACACCAAAUGGGCCAACACCUGUGCAAUCGCUUCUUUUAAAUGGUCCUCAACCCAGCGCAUCAAGUGCAUCGCCUCAUCAUGCAGCACUCGGCAUGCAACAUCCAGCCGCAAUUAGACCAUACCCGGGACUUGCUGGUUCCAUUCCUAUGACCGCGGCUCCCAAUUUCGCCACACGUCCAGGUAUAACUCCAGGAGCUUAUAUCACCUCAAUGAAUUCAGCUGGACCGGGCGCUUUUCUUCACAAAAUUCCUUCACCUUCGCCGCAAACUCGGCUAGCACAACCACUUGGUUUAAGACCACUCUCUUCGGGGGAUCUUAUCGAAGGAGCAUACUACUCUGGUGCUGGAAUAGCAGGUCCAAAGUUUAACUCAAGUGAACUAGUGAACGGAGGACUGCUGGCAACGGAUAACAACAGCUCGGGUAUAGCCGAUCUCGAACGAGCAUUUGGCAAUCCCAGCAAUAUGAUCGAUAGUUUAACCACGUCCAAUGCAGCUGAAUCUUCGAUCAUUUGUAGCACACGUACCGGCGGUAGAAAAGGCACGGAUAUGAUCAAUAACAACGAAUGUACGAGUAAGGAUGGUUUGCCCGGCAGUGAGCUGGAUUCGUCCAGUGAAAUUGAUUGUGAGGAAAUUGAGGACGACACAAUGCUUUGAAAAUAAUCUCUCAAGUUCGGAAAAAACCGACCGAUAUUUGAAAUCGAAAAUUAACGACGUCAAUUUCGUGUUAUAAGUGUCUAAGAAGCUAAUAUGUAAAAAGAUCAUAAAAUAAAAUUUGGAAAAUUUUAUUGAUUGUAUUUAUAUUUCGUUAAAGUGCAUAUAUAAUAUCUCGUGUACAAUGAAAAGAAAAUGAUUUCUUAAUGU